GAAAAGAAAUAAAAAAAAAAAAAAACUAGUCUCAUCAGACAGUGCUGUAGAAGAAGAUGGAGAUUCUGAAAGCUGCAAUUCCAGAAAACCUGAAGCGAGCGAUAGCGGAUAGCGAUGUGGAUGACCUUGGCAGCACAUGCUCUUCUCUUCACCGCUUCUUUCUUCACUUCCACCCAUUUCACCAGAUGAUCACUGAACUGGCUGAUCCAAAGUACGCUCUGUCCGGUAAGAAUAAGGACGCUGCGUUGAAAUCCAAGCAGCUUGGCAAUCAGUGCUUCUCCAACGCAGAUUAUGCUAAGGCCUUGGACUGCUACACUCAGGCAUUGCGUGAGGCUCCAUUAGACACUGGUGAUAUGGAGAGUAAUCUUGUUGCAACAUUGUAUAUCAAUCGUGCUACUGUAUUGCAUAAAAUGAGUCUUUUAGUUGAAUGCUUACGGGAUUGCACUCGAGCUCUUCAAGUUUGUCCUAGCUAUGCAAAGGCAUGGUACAGGAGAGGUAAGGCAAAUGCUUCGUUGGGAAAUUAUAAAAAUGCAAUCUGCGAUCUAAAUGUGGCCAAGAGUGUGGAACCUUCAAUGGGUGGGAGGAGACAAAUAGAAGGUGAACUUAAAAUUCUUUUAGACCAAUGCAGAAGCACAACUGCAGUAGUACAAAUACAACAUAAGGAGAACAACUGCAAUACUGUGGGUGAGAUGCCUCACAUAAAGCUACAGUGUGUCUCCACACCUGAUAAGGGAAGAGGCAUGGUGUCAUCAUGUGUCAUUUCACCAGGUUCUUUGGUUCAUGUUGAAGAACCUUAUGCUAUGAUAAUAUUAAAGCAAUGUCGGGAAACGCAUUGCCAUUAUUGCUUGAAUGACCUACCUGCUGAUAGAGUUCCUUGUAUAUCAUGUUCAAUACCAUUGUAUUGCUCCCACCAAUGCCAGACACGGGCAACUGGGCAAAUGUUCAAGAUUUACCCAGACUAUAAUGGCUUUUUUAAAAACUUGCCCAGUGAUCUUGGAGAAUAUGCUGCUGAAGUUAUUCAAUGCAAUGAUUCUGAACAGGAAAUUGGGGAUAUAACUGAACAUAAACAUGAAUGUCAAGGUGUACAUUGGCCUGUGGUACUGCCGUCUGAGAUAGUUUUGGCUGGUCGAAUACUUGCUAGGUUUUUGCUAAAUAGCUCACCUGAAGAUAUUAUAAACUUUGUGGAAAGACUGGAGCUUUCUCAUUGUUACAAACAAUUGCCAUCUGAAAGCAAAUUGGAUUCACAUAUAUAUGCCAUUGUAUUAUUAUAUUGUCUUCAACAUUCUUGUGGAACUAUGUUUUCCAUAGAUGAAGUCUCCAUAUCUCAGGUUGUCAUAAUUAUUUCUCAAAUUAAAGUGAAUUGUAUGACUGUUGUUCGUUUAAAAUCAAUAGACGCCCAUGGAUCAGGUCAUUUUGGAGAUUUUCCAUUUCAAUCUGGUGCUCAUUCAACUAGUAAUGUGGAACAGGUCAGAGUGGGUAAAGCUAUUUAUAAAGCUGGCAGUUUAUUCAACCAUUCUUGCCAGCCAAAUGUUCAUGCAUAUUUUCUUUCACGCGCUCUUUAUUUACGAACCACAAAUGUUGUAGCAGCUGGGAGUCAGCUAGAAUUGUCUUAUGGUCCACAGGUUGGGUUGUGGGAUUGUAAAGAUCGGCUUAAUUUUCUCAAAAACGAGUAUGCGUUUCAUUGUCUGUGUACUGGUUGUUCAGAAGUUAAUCGAUCUGACCUUGUCCUCAAUGCCUUCCAUUGUGUCAAUCCAAAUUGUUCUGGUGCAGUGUUAGAAAGCAGAGUACUUGAUUGUGAGAUGCAGAAAAUCAAGCACUUCCCUAUUCCUGACCAUGUUGACAAGAAUGAUGACAUUUAUGAAGUAUGUCAUCAUGUCUUCAAACAAAAUGGUAAAUCUAUUCAUAUUCAACCUGGAUACUGUUUGAAAUGUGGUUCUUACUGUGAUUUGGAGUCUUCGCAUGCUGCAGUCGGUAAAGCUUUAGCAUGCAUAACAAGGUUGCAGGAUGCAAUAUUGUCACAACAAAUUUCAAGUAUUACCAUCUCUGAUGCGUUGAGAUCUCUAAAAUUGCUAAGAUUAAAUUUGCAUGCAUACAACAAGCUCACUGCAGAGGCAGAAGACAGCAUUGCCCAGGCUUUUUGUUUAGUGGGAGAAUUACAAUUAUCUUUGGAUCAUUGUAAAGCAUCUAUCCAGAUUCUGGAAAAGCUAUAUGAUACUGAUGAUAUUGUUAUUGCUUAUGAACUUGUGAAGCUUUCUUCCAUCCAACUUUCCUUGGAUGAUGGUACUGCUGUGGAAAGUAUAAGUCGAAUAGAUGAUAUCUUCUCACGUUACUAUGGACUUCAUGCAGACUUGGUCUUCCCUUAUCUUCAAUACCUUAGGAGAGAAGUUGAGAAAUUUUCAAUGAAGGCUCUCCAAUAAAAUGCUUUUCCAACAAAGUGAGCUAUAAAAUGUGAGGUAUAAUGUCAACCACAGCUUAAAUGACAGGUCAUUUGAUAUGAAAGAUAUACUAUAGUCAAUGACCUCAAGAAAGAUUACUCAAAGCUCACCCAAGUUGUUUGAUAGUCAAGACAUAUUUCCCUUGAAUAUUCUCUGAUGUGAUUAGGUAAACUCAAAUGACUUUUGCCUUAAAUAGCAUCUAUCACGAGCCUUUAAAAAUUGCCAGGUGAGACUGUCUUGAAUAAGCGCCCAAAUAGGCUCACUUAAGCAAGGCCUUCAAAUAUGAUAUUGGCCUCUAGAACUUCUCUCACUUAAGCGAGGUUGCACUGCAGCACUGGUACCAUCUCAAUGCCUCAAUUAAGCCCCAGGAUGACUCGCUUAAGCGAGGCUGCAUCUUCAAGGAGCUCGUGCUCCACCCCCUUGUCCUCGAAGUGGUUAGUCCCCAGGCAUAUGAGCCAUCCUACAUGAGCUACAUAGUCCUCCUGAGAUGGGAAAGGAUAGUCAAUGGCUCUAUUGUUGGCCAAUGUGCGUUAAUCUCAUAGAGAUCACAUCUGGCCUCUCAUCUACUCACGCAAUGGCAUGGUGCGAGGUGGUGAAGGAGGUGUUGGAGUCACUGAGUCAUCAUCAUCUCUUGGACAUUGUUGGUUUGAAUCUGAUGCAUGGGCGGGCAAAAGCAGCAUUCACAUCCACUUCAUUGUGGGCACACAAGACUGUGAUCGAAGCUGGGUAACCAGUGAGUCUUAGUGGUGGAGGUGACAUUGUUGUGGAGGCCCUGAGAAAUGAUGCCUCCAAGAUCAAUGGACAUGCCUUUGAUGAUGGCAUAGAGGAGAUGAGCCUUGUCAGUUGGAAUGUCUUAAGUAUGUGAAUUAGGAUAGAUGUUGAAGAGCAGAGUGAUCAUCCAAAUCUGUGACAAAGUGAUGAGUUCAGAUCUGAGGAUCCUUUGGCUUGCCCAUCUCCUUAAAGCCAUUAGUCAAAUUAUUUGAAAUUUUAAAAAGUCUCAAAUUUUAUUCGAUACGUCUGUUGUGUAAUGCAUCGAGGAAUGUAAGAAAGAGCCGAGUGAAAUCUCAUGUUGGUUUUCAUUAAACUGGAAGCAGGAGUUUUUUUUUUUCAGUUCAUACAAAGUUGAUAAAAAUAAACUUAUUUCUACAUAAGUUGAACUAUACAGAGAUUCACAUUAUGAAUUUUAAGACUAUUUUGUGUGUACA
Messenger RNA from Glycine soja, 3640 nucleotides. Its product is annotated as SET and MYND domain-containing protein 4-like. The transcript has 15 exons. Lineage: Eukaryota; Viridiplantae; Streptophyta; Magnoliopsida; Fabales; Fabaceae. The record is from RefSeq and is a predicted model, not a curated record. Gene Ontology annotation, molecular function: protein binding. The coding region runs from base 57 to 2417 and encodes 786 amino acids.